This is a messenger RNA of Salvia miltiorrhiza (redroot sage), 1558 nucleotides long. Its product is annotated as chalcone 4'-O-glucosyltransferase. Bases 145 to 1485 code for a protein of 446 amino acids. Gene Ontology annotation, molecular function: UDP-glycosyltransferase activity. The transcript has a single exon. Lineage: Eukaryota; Viridiplantae; Streptophyta; Magnoliopsida; Lamiales; Lamiaceae. The record is from RefSeq and is a predicted model, not a curated record.
AGUAAUUUUAUGUCGGCUUGAAAUUACGAGAAAAGACGGAGAGCAAAGUUGCAAUAAUACGGCGUUUAUUUAGAAGUUCAUAAAUCAAUACAUAUAUAGAAAGAAAGCGAAGAUUUAAUAAGAAACAGGCAGAGGCAGAGGCAAAUGGAAGACGCGAUCGUGCUUUAUUCGACGCCGGACCACCUCAAUUCCUUUACAUGCCUCGCUAAAUUCAUCGCCAAACGCCACCCUUCCAUCUCCGUCGUCGUCUUCUGCACCGCCGCCGCACCUCCCAUCCUGGCCGCCGUGCCCUCCAUCACCUUCCGCCGCCUUCCCACCCCCGCUCUCCCGCCCAACACCACCUACGACAUCCUCGAGCUCUACUUCGAAACGCCUCGUCUCAACAACCCUAUCUUUCGACAAGUCCUAGCAGAAAUCUCCCGAAAAUCAAACAUCAGAGCGAUUGUUCUCGACUUUUUCUGCAAUUAUGCAUUCCAAGUUUGCGAGAGCUUCAACAUUCCAACCUACUACUGCAACACCGUCGGCGCGUUCGGCGUCUGCGCUCUGCUUUACUGGCCGACUAUUCACGAGAAAACCGGCGGGGAAUUGGGUGAUGCCGUUGAGAUCCCCGGCUGCCCAGUGAUUCCGUCGGCGGAUAUCCCCGAGAUGCAGCGUUUUCCUCAGAGUCUGAGUUACAAGCACUUUUUAGACACGGCGAUCAACAUUCAGAAAUCGGCGGGAAUCAUCAUCAACACUUUCUACGCGCUUGAGCCCAGAGCAUUGGAAGCGUUGACGAACAAUUUGUGCACCCCGAAUUCGCGGAUCCCCCCUGUCUACACCAUGGGGCCGUUCAUUGAUGUAGAUAGUGCCAAGAAAAACGACGCCGUCGAAUGCAUGCGAUGGCUCGAUUCGCAGCCAAGUAAGAGCGUCGUUUUCCUCUGUUUCGGCCGAAGAGGCGUGUUUUCCGCAGAGCAACUGAGGGAAAUGGCGGCUGGAUUGGAAAAUUCAGGCUGUAGAUUUCUUUGGGCGGUGCGGAAUCCGGGUGCGGAGGAGGCGGAUCUGGAGGCGCUGCUGCCGGAGGGGUUCCUGGAGAGGACUAGAGAGAGAGGGGUUGUGUUGAAGUCAUGGGCGCCGCAGACGGAGGUGCUGAGUCACGACUCGGUGGGCGUAUUCGUGACUCACUGCGGCCAGAGCUCGUUGCUGGAGGCGGUGUGGUUUGGAGUGCCCAUGAUUAGUUGGCCGCUGUACGCGGAGCAGAAGAUGAACCGGAUUUUCAUGGUGGAAGAAAUGAAGGUGGCGCUGCCGGUGGAGGCUGCGGAGGACGGAUUCGUGACGGCAGCUGAGUUGGAGAAGAGACUUCGGGAGCUGAUGGAGUCAAGGAGGGGAAAAGAGAUCAAGCGCCACGUAGCAGAAUUGAAAGUCGCGGCGGCGGCGGCGACGGCAAGGGAGGGUGGAUCGUCCCUGCUGGCGUUAGACAAGUUUAUGGCGGCGGUAACACGUGUUUAAUUUACUAAUGUUUUGUCAAAUUUUUUUCUUUUGCCCUAAUCGUAUAAAUAAGUUUUUUUUUUUUUCAGUAAAA